Molecule: messenger RNA, 2172 nt
Organism: Octopus bimaculoides (California two-spot octopus)
Lineage: Eukaryota; Metazoa; Mollusca; Cephalopoda; Octopoda; Octopodidae
Cellular component (GO): myosin II complex
Molecular function (GO): calcium ion binding
Source: RefSeq, a predicted model, not a curated record
CUAUACUCACACCUGUACUCAUACUCACUCCGAAAUUCGGAGUGCCUUGAAUGAGCGGGGUAAAAGUAGGCGGAAAAUAUCGUUGCCUGAAACUAACGUUAGCUCCACCCCUUUCGUUUGCUUUCAUAUUCAGCCUUACUUUCACUUUCGUUUUCACUAUUACUAUAACUAUUUCACCACUACCUCGUCGCCAUUCAACCAGUCGCUCCACUGUCAUCGUUACUAAUACACGCAGCUUCCGCAGCUACAUUCAUUGUAUUUAGAAGCUGUCGGGGCUGUCACUGCUUCUUACGCUGCUUACUCUCCGCCGCUGACGUUGCUGUCGUUGCUGACAUUGUCAUUGGGAUAUUUCGGUAUCUCCAGCAUAGUGUUAAAGCUUAGUUCAAUGUGCAGGGCUUUGUGUUGUGCAGGAAAUUACCUUCUCGUGACGCUGCAGCAGCAACAGCCGCAACAGCAAGAAGAAGAACAGCUGCAAGAAGACGAGCAGAGUCUACAGUUACAUCAAGUAACACCAACGAUGGGUUUGAAACGCAUGUUUGGAUUUGGAGAAAUGCAAAGCGACGAACCUGAAUUGAGUCAGGAACAAAAAGAGGAGCUCUACGAAGCCUUCAAAUUGUUUAAAAGUCGGAAAGAUAAGAUGUCGGUUUUAGACAUUGGCGAAUUUCUUCGUUGUAUCGGAUGGAAUCCAUCAGAAUCGGAUUUGGAGGAAGCCAUGAAUGAACUAGAAAUUAAUGGGAAAGGUGAAGUAUAUCUCUGGGACCUGGAACGUUACGUGGCCAGAAGAAGCGCCGACUGUGUGACAGGUCACGAGAGAACGGAUCUGCUGGCUGCUUUCAACGUCUUAGACAAAACGGGAUGCGGUAAAAUUCGUAUAAAAGAUUUCCGUCGUUUCAUGACGACUCUCGGGGACAAAAUGGCUCCCGAUGAAGUCGAAGAAUUAUUGAAAGAGGCGAAAUCUGAAGAUACAGACUUUAUUGAGGUCAAAGAUUUAUUGGAAGCAAUGAGUCUAUCGACCUGAUUCCCUUCACUGGUUUCUUUGACUUGGUACUUCACCCUUUCCUAAACCUCUCCAGAAUCGGAUUAUGGAUAUCUCUGUGAAUGAUGACGUCGACAUCUUUGUUUUUCCUUACGAAAGCCGAACUCUACUUAUUUACCUGUGUAAUUAUUAUUGGUUCCCGAAGAACUGAUAAUCUAUUCUCUAUUUUUUGAUUUUGGAUGAACAGAUGAUUUCUCGGUUGGAUUUCGGGAACAUGUGUAUAGGAAAAGAAAGAAUGAAUGAAAGAAAAGAAGAAAGAGAAAAGGAAGAAAGAGAGAAAGAAAGGAAACAAGAGAGAAAGAAAGAGAAAAGGAGAGAAAUGAUAUGUUUUUUUUGGGGGGUGGGGAAGAACUGCUGGCGGUGAAUUUUGCGGCUCGCGAUGAGAUAUGUUCUCGUUUUCCAAAUUUCAAGUGACACUUACUUUCACACUCAUGUGAGUGACACAUACUGGAGUAAGACUUUAUGAGGAUUUUUCUUUAGUGAUUCUUUAUGAACAUUUAUAUUGAGUGACAUCUACCUGAAUGAACUCAUGCACUUAAAAAAAAAAAGUACUUGAAGUUGGUGCUUAAAGAUAACCCGGGAUUAAAAUAAACACUUCACACUAGGUGAGGUUUAAUCGAACAUUUAACUUCGAAUGGCAUUUAAUUAUCAACAUUUUCUUACGGUGAUUAUCAAUCACAUCACAUGACACAUUUUUGAACAUUUACAUUCAUUCAAGGGUACUGAUUGGAACUUUUACAUCGAUUGGCGCUUAUACGAACGCUUGUAUUGAAUAAUAUUCAAUCUAAGCAGCUAGCAAAGUGUAAGUGUCAUCAAAGAUUUAGAAAAGGGGAAGGGGCUGAGGAACAAUCCAAUCAGAUGGAGAACGCCAUUUGUAGUUUGUCUUGCAGCAAAUUUUGUAGUUUUACGGAAGCACUCCGCUAAUUCUGCACCAAAUCUUUUUGUAUUUACAAAAUGCAACACAUUUAAUAUAUACUUGUUCUUCUUUCUUAAUGAUUGUACAACUAUCAACCGAAUGUGUUCAUAUCUGAAUUCUAACAACUCCAGCUUUAACAAAUUUGCAAUGUGUAUGUGUGUGUGUAUGUGUGUGUGUGUGUGUGUAUGUGAGUCUGUGUGUGUAUGUAUAUAUGUAUACA